AUGGCGACUCCGUUUUUGGCUGGGCUAGCAAUAGCAGCAGCUGCGCUAGCAGGGAGAUACGGAAUCCAGGCAUGGCAAUCAUUGAAAGCAAGACCCCCAAAACCUAGAAUGCGCAAAUUUUAUGAUGGAGGUUUUCAGCCUAAAAUGACGAGAAGAGAAGCUGCUCUUAUUCUUGGCAUUAGAGAAAAUGCCGCGGCAGAUAAGGUGAAGGAAGCACAUAGAAGAGUGAUGGUAGCGAACCACCCUGAUGCGGGCGGUAGCCACUACCUUGCUUCAAAAAUCAAUGAGGCUAAAGAUGUGAUGCUUGGCAAGACAAAGGAUGGCGGAUCUGCUUUCUGA
Dovyalis caffra is the source of this 339-nucleotide messenger RNA. Lineage: Eukaryota; Viridiplantae; Streptophyta; Magnoliopsida; Malpighiales; Salicaceae. The record is from the annotation of a GenBank genome assembly.